CCAAGAAACCAAUUAAACCUGAGGCAUAUUGACUGUAAAGUGUGUUUUGAACAUUACUCUACAAUUCUUAAAGGUCACAAUACAAGUUUAUAUCAGUUUUCAUUGUGAAGCAAUGUUUUCGAGAAAAGUUUUUCUUGUUUUCUAUGUUUUGAUGAUACAAGCAUUAUCAACAGCCGAUGAAAAUACUUCGACAAAUUCUUGCAUGACUGAAACUUCAACUGAUGUCAAAACAUCUACGUUUACAACUGAUGUCAAAACAUCUACGUAUACAACUGAUGUCAAAACGUCUACGUAUACAACUGAUGUCAAAACGUCUACGUAUUUGACGUCAACUACUCCAAUGACAACCACUGAAAUGAAUUCAAAUUACAGUGUUGAUUUAGAAGGCAAUGAAACAGAAGAGCAAGUGUCAUUUGAUUACAGAGGUAUGGACACCGGUUACAUAGAUUUGUCACUGGAUAUCGGAGAAAGUUAUGAAUCAAGCGUGAUUCCCUACUGUGAAGCAUCAGAUAAGGUCACUGUUACUAUAGACAUUGCAAUACGUCAGCUCAUCAAUUUGGACGAACCAGAACAGAUAUUAGUACUCAGUGCAUGGAUGCGAUGGGGCUGGUUUGACUGUAAUUUGGUUUGGAACGUAACAGAUUACAACGGAACAAAUAAAAUCAUUUUACCGAUAGAAUCUGUAUGGAUGCCAGAUAUCAGUCUAUAUGAAAGUGUUGCAGAAGAGUUUUUUGGAUUGCUUGAUUACAGAGCUAUACUCCACAAUGAUGGUACUGUGAAAUAUACGUUUCCAACAAAACUAGAAACCUUUUGUCAGUUGGAUGUGUCUCGAUUUCCUUUUGAUUCACAAAUUUGCACGUUAACGUUUGGUUCAUGGGUUUAUAAUGGAUUCGAAAUCGAUGUCACUUCACUGGUUGGUAAAGUGGACCUGUCCCAGACUAAAGAAAACGCAGAGUGGAGUAUCACCAAAGGUGAAAUCGUCCGACAUGAAGUUAUUUAUGGAUGUUGCCCAGAACCGUACCCGGAUGUGACAGUUUACGUCUAUAUGAAAAGGAAACCAACCGGUUAUGUAAUUAAUAUUAUUAUCCCGUCAAUGCUCGUAACGUCUAUUGCUAUUCUUGGAUUUAUACUUCCAGUUGACUCGGGAGAGAAAAUAGGAUUACAACUAACUGUGAUGUUGACCAUUUCCGUUUUCCAGAUGUUGGUUGCUGAAAAAUUACCACCUUCUGCCGAUGUUGAACCUUUGAUAUCAACGUUCCUGAAGUUUACACUUGUAUUAAGUGGUGGAUCAACUCUAAUGCAGGUCUUAGUUUUGAAUGUAUAUUAUAAAGGACACAAAAAAAUGCCAAAGAGUGUCAAGUAUUAUGUCUUACAACCUCUGUCAGUUGUAACGCUGGUUCCAAUACCAGGAAUGAAAAAUCACAUCUGUAAAUCUAAACCAGAUACACAGCUGGUUAGACUAUUCCAUGGAAUGACUGGCCGGAAGUCGCCAUCAGACGACAUAACGAUGGAACCAAAUGACCCUGACCUGUGGAUGUACCUGUCUGUCAUACUUGACAGAUUAGGCUUUGGUUUGUUUGUUCUUGUUUUGAUCAGUGGUACAGCGCAUAUAUUCGUGCGCAUGAACACAGAAUAAUCCUUUUCGGAAGGUGUAAAAAUAAGUUGCAUAUUGUACAUACGUAUAUUAAAAUUAAAAACAUUAUUUUCAAGAUUUCAGGAGAAAAUGUGUCAUUGAGUUUCAUUUAAUCUCUCAUGUUAUAGAGAACACAUAUAAAAUAUGUGAUUUCUG
Mytilus trossulus (common blue mussel) is the source of this 1789-nucleotide messenger RNA. Its product is annotated as neuronal acetylcholine receptor subunit alpha-10-like. The transcript has 8 exons. NCBI's taxonomy places the organism in Eukaryota, Metazoa, Mollusca, Bivalvia, Mytilida, Mytilidae. Gene Ontology annotation, biological process: chemical synaptic transmission; monoatomic ion transmembrane transport; nervous system process. Gene Ontology annotation, cellular component: synapse; plasma membrane; neuron projection. The coding region runs from base 113 to 1636 and encodes 507 amino acids. Gene Ontology annotation, molecular function: transmitter-gated monoatomic ion channel activity involved in regulation of postsynaptic membrane potential; transmembrane signaling receptor activity; excitatory extracellular ligand-gated monoatomic ion channel activity. The record is from RefSeq and is a predicted model, not a curated record.